Molecule: messenger RNA, 1680 nt
Organism: Medicago truncatula (barrel medic)
Lineage: Eukaryota; Viridiplantae; Streptophyta; Magnoliopsida; Fabales; Fabaceae
Product: AAA-ATPase At3g50940
Exons: 2
Coding region: 76-1578 (500 amino acids)
Molecular function (GO): ATP hydrolysis activity; ATP binding
Source: RefSeq, a predicted model, not a curated record
CGAACCGACAUAAAAUUCACAUCACCCUAAAACCUCACCUAAACCCCAAAUUCCAAAUCAAUUAAUAAAAUAAAAAUGUCGUCGUUUUUUUCUUCCUUUACCUCCUCCUUAUCGGAGACAAACCUAGCAACCGCAAAAACCAUCCUCACCACCGCCGCCUCCAUAGCCGGCACCGCCAUGUUAAUCCGUUCUGUCGCCAACGAGUUUCUCCCAAUGGACAUCCGUGACAUCGUCUUCACCGGAAUCAAAUCCGCUUACUGUCGUUUCUCCACCAACGUAACAAUGGUGAUAGAAGAAUUCGAAGGCCUUGACAAUAACCAAAUCUACUCCGCUGCAGAAACUUAUCUCGGCACCAUAGUUUCACCUUCAACAAAACGCUUCCGUAUAAGCAAAUCCGAUCAUCAACAAACUUUUACUCUUACAAUGGAGCGUGAUCAAUUGGUAACUGAUUAUUUCAACGGCGUUAAACUGAAGUGGAUUCUCUUUUCUCGCCGCGUUGAAAAUCUUCGCAACAACCGUGAUUUAACCGUUCCGAUGAAGUCAGAAGUACGUUCAUUGGAGUUAACUUUCAACAGAAAAUACAAGGAGAUGGUUCUAAAAAGCUACAUUCCUUUUAUUCUCGAAAAAGCAAGAUCGAAGAAACAAGAAGUGAAAGCAUUGAAGAUAUUCACCAUUGAUAUACAGAAUCUAUAUGGGAAUCUUAACGACGCGUGGCUGGGGACUACGUUGGAUCAUCCAACGACGUUUGAUACACUUGCACUUGAUCGUGAUUUAAAGGAGUUUGUUAUGGAGGAUUUGGAGAGGUUUGUUAAGAGGAAGGAGUAUUAUAGGCAAGUUGGGAAAGCUUGGAAGAGAGGUUACUUGUUGUAUGGUCCACCUGGAACUGGGAAGAGUAGUUUGGUUGCUGCUAUGGCGAAUUAUUUGCAUUUUGAUAUAUAUGAUUUGGAACUUGGUGAAUUGAGUAGUAAUGCGGAGUUGAGAAGGUUGUUGAUUGCUAUGCCGAAUAGGUCUAUUGUUGUUGUUGAGGAUAUUGAUUGUACUGUUGAGUUUCAAGAUCGUAGUUCACAGUCUAAAUCUGGUAGAUGCAACGACAAACAGGUUACACUAUCAGGGCUGCUGAAUUUUAUUGACGGGCUUUGGUCAAGUUGUGGAGAUGAGAGGAUUAUAGUGUUCACAACAAACCACAAGGAAAAGCUUGAUCCAGCUUUGUUGCGCCCUGGUCGCAUGGAUGUUCAUAUCCACAUGUCCUAUUGUACUCCCUUUGGUUUUAGACAGUUAGCUUUCCGUUACCUUGGAAUUAAAGAACACACCCUGUUCGGAGAGAUUGAGGAAACAAUUCAGCAAACACCGGUAACUCCUGCUGAAGUGGCAGAGCAGCUUCUCAAGGGGAGUGAAACUGAAACUACUCUUAAAGGUCUGUCAGAUUUUCUUACAAAGAAGAGAGUAACUCGGGAACUUGAGGCUAAAAAGAGAGAACAAGAAGAGCAGCAUAGGGAUCAGCUGGUAGAUGACAGUGAUUUUGAAGGAGAGAAUGUUCGGCAUUUCGGUCCUCAGAAUUGUAAUGGUCGAGCAAUUUAGUUUCUCAAAUUUACGAAAUAGUAAAUUAGUCCGUUAAACUAAAGAACUUCCAUCAAUUUAGCCACUCUAUCAAAAUAUCUUUUUAGUGAACAUGCAUCAAAA